This is a messenger RNA of Electrophorus electricus (electric eel), 3024 nucleotides long. RefSeq names its product armadillo repeat containing 8 (gene armc8). Gene Ontology annotation, cellular component: GID complex. Lineage: Eukaryota; Metazoa; Chordata; Actinopteri; Gymnotiformes; Gymnotidae. Gene Ontology annotation, molecular function: protein binding. The record is from RefSeq and is a predicted model, not a curated record. Gene Ontology annotation, biological process: proteasome-mediated ubiquitin-dependent protein catabolic process.
AUCGGUAAAUGGCAUCUGCUUUGCAAAGAACGAUAUUAACUGAGCGUUAAAACGCCAUAAACGUUCUAUUUCGUUUUAAUUUUUCCCGCCCAGCGUUCAUGUUAUCGCGUUUCCAGAGCAGGUGGAGAGUUUGGAAAGUGCUGCUGCAGCCCGGGCGCCGCGAGGGGAGAGCGAUGGCGUGCCUGCUGGAGGCCCCUCUACGCGUCAGCGUGCUGUCUGAAGUCACGGCCACCAGUCGCCAUUAUGUUGACCGGCUCUUCGACCCCGACCCGCAGAAAGUGCUGCAGGGAGUCAUUGACAUGAAGAAUGCAGUCAUCGGCAACAACAAACAGAAGGCCAACCUGAUUGUGCUGGGAGCCGUGCCGAGGCUCCUGUAUUUACUCCAGCAGAGUUCGUCCAGCGCAGAGCUGAGGGCAGAAUGUGCAGUAGUGUUGGGCAGCCUGGCGAUGGGCACAGAGAACAACAUCAAAUCCCUGGUGGAUUGUCAUAUCAUCCCCGCCCUUCUUCAAGGUCUCCUGUGUCUCGACCUGGUCUUCAUCGAGGCCUGUCUGCGCUGCUUGAGAACGGUCUUCGUGAGCUCCGUCACUCCUGUCCAGCUGCUCUACACAGACCACACUGUGAUCCCCCACCUCAUGUCUCUGCUGAGCAGGUCCCAGCGCACACAGGAGUACGUCACACAAAUCUUCUCUCACUGCUGCAAGACUCCAGAGCAUCAGACUGUUUUGUUCAACCAUGGUGCCAUCCAAAACAUUGCACCUCUGCUUACUUCUCUAUCCUAUAAGGUACGAAUGCAGGCACUAAAAUGUUUCUCUGUCCUGGCGUAUGAGAACACUCAGGUCUCCAUGACACUGGUGAACGUCCUGGUGGAUGGGGAGCUGCUCUGUCAGGUUCUCGUCCAAAUGAUGCAAAGAGACAAGCCGAUAGAAAUGCAGCUGACAGCAGCCAAAUGUUUAACAUAUAUGUGUCGAGCAGGAGCCAUCGGAACAGACGACAACUGUAUCGUACUAAAGACCCUGCCGUGCCUGGUGCGGAUGUGCAGUAAAGACCGACUACUGGAGGAGCGGGUGGAGGGGGCGGAGACUCUGGCUUACCUGAUAGAGCCAGACGUGGAGCUACAGAGGAUAGCUAGCGUGACGGACCACCUGGUGGCCAUGCUGGCAGACUACUUCAAAUACCCCAGCUCGGUCAGCGCCAUCACCGACAUCAAACGGCUGGAUCAUGAUCUGAAGCACGCUCAUGAAUUGAGACAGGCAGCCUUCAAGCUGUACGCCUCCCUGGGCUCCAACGACGAGGACGUUCGGAAAAAGAUCACGGAGACGGAGAACAUGAUGGACAGGAUCGUGAGCGGCCUGUCCGAAUCCAGCAUCAAGGUUCGCCUAGCCGCCGUCAGAUGUCUCCAUAGUCUUUCUCGAUCUGUGCAGCAGCUCAGGACAAGUUUCCACGACCACGCCGUGUGGAAGCCGUUAAUGAAGUUGUUACAGAACGCUCCAGACGAAGUGUUGAUCAUGGCCUCUUCCACACUAUGCAACCUGCUGUUAGAGUUUUCACCCAGUAAAGAGCCCAUCCUCGAGUCUGGGGUGAUCGAAUUACUAUGCAGCUUAACACAAAGCGACAGCCCUGCACUGAGGGUCAACGGCAUCUGGGCUCUCAUGAACAUGGCAUUCCAGGCUGAUCAGAAGGUGAAGGUGGAGAUCAUGAGAGCUCUGGGCACAGAGCAACUCUUCCGGCUCUUCUCAGACCCUGACACCAACGUCCUCAUGAAGACACUGGGUCUACUGCGUAACCUGCUCUCCACGCGACCGCACAUCGACCAGAUCAUGAGCUCACAUGGGAAACAGAUCAUGCAAGCAGUCACAUUGAUCCUGGAGGGAGAGCACAGCAUAGAGGUCAAAGAGCAGACUUUGUGCAUACUUGCCAAUAUCGCCGACGGCAACACAGCCAAGGAGCUCAUCAUGACCAACGAUGACAUGCUCCAGAAAGUCAAAUACUACAUGGGGCACUCCAACGUGAAGCUGCAGCUGGCUGCCACAUUCUGCAUCUCCAACCUGGUGUGGAACGAGGAGAACGGUUCCCAGGAGAGGCAGGAUAAAUUAAGGGAAAUGGGCUUUGUAGAUAUUUUACACAAACUUACCCAGGCGUCAGAUUCUAACCUCAGUGAUAGGGCAAAGACAGCCAUGCAGCAGUAUCUGGCAUGAGUCAGAGAGAAAGCACAGUUGCUGGGAGGAUUUGCCCUUCCCUGUUGUUUUAAGGUUUUUUUGGGGGACUUUUUGCUUGUUUUUGUUCUGUUGCACAAGACACCUUUUAAUCUGCGGAUACUCUUCCCACCAACCUAACUUAGACGGUUGCCAGGGGCAACGCCACACGAGUUUGCUCUAUGUUGGCUUAUAAAAAAUUUUUUUGUGCUGAACUUGUAGAAGAUGAUGAUGAUUUUUUUUUUUAUUUUUUUUUUUUUUGUGUGUCGCUUUUCCUUUUUCGGACUUGAUGUGAUUUGGUAAAAAGAAAAGGACUAUUCUGCUUGUGCCGCAGUGCCACCUGGUGGUUUGGAGGCUUUGGUGCUUUGGACUCCAUUGGGAGGAGACCAGACGGUCUCAGACAGCUAAGCUAAAUGGCCUAAAGGCAGGGUCGACGGGGGUCAUCGGCUCCUCAUUUCAGUUCGCUGACUCAUUAUUGAUUAUUAUAAUUAUCAUAUUAAUUAUUAAUGUUUUAAGAGGGGCUUCAUUAAGAGUGGACAAAGGUAAAAAAAGACUGCUUUUUGUGGAUACAUACCUCGUAAAUAUAUAUAAAUAUAUACAUAUAUAAAUAUAUAAAUAUAUUUUUUCGAUUUAUAAUUUUCCCUCAGAUUUUCUUUUUUCCGGUGUGGCUUCCUCUAAAUGAUUUUAUGCUUAUUUGGAGGGGUGGAGGACAACACAGCAGAAGCUGGAAUUGCGAAGACUACUUUUGUAUGGGGUGAAAUGACCAGAAAUACGUUAAAAAUAAUAGUCAAUAAAAUUAUGCCACUAAAAAUAAAAGUGAACUGAAAUGCCA